Messenger RNA from Procambarus clarkii (red swamp crayfish), 8970 nucleotides. The record is from RefSeq and is a predicted model, not a curated record. NCBI's taxonomy places the organism in Eukaryota, Metazoa, Arthropoda, Malacostraca, Decapoda, Cambaridae.
AACCCAUCCCUUACCCCCCAGUCUGCCACGCGCGUAUGUUGGGUGAGGAGAGGCAGUGUGUGUGUGUAGUGUUGCCGCGCAGACUGCUGAUGCUGGCAUAUAACCCUUCUCGAGGAAGACACCUUACCUCACCACUCUACAGGAGGAGAGGAUAGAGCCGCGUGGGAUACUCCUUUUACGCCUUAGAAUACAAACAUUAACAUUUUUAUUUUGAAAUAAGUGAAUGCUAUUAAUCCAGUAGUGAUGUUCUAGUGAAUCUAAUGAGGAAUAAACAAAAACUAGUGAAUUUAUCAGCAGUUUCUAUAGCAACAGUCAGUGAAAACCCAUCUGAAGACACAGCUUUGAGUUAGUCUCUUAUAUUGCUGCAAGAAAAUACACGGCUUGGUCAAAAAUCAAACCUUAUAUGACAGUGUUUUUUUCCGUGGUGAACAUUAUUAUUGGAGUUUGCCAGCAAUACAGUAUUGGGAAUUGUAUCGCAGGUUGAGAAUAUGCAGAAUUUAAGAGGAUUUUGGCCAGUAAAUAAAGAAACAACAGAAAAAAUGAAUGGAAAUAAAUCAAACAAUGUAGUCCAUGAAAAUGAGAUGCUGAAGCACAAAGUUUUCAAGAUUGAGAUGGAAAAUGUUGCUCAGCAGAGACGUCUGCAGAUACUGGAGAAGAUGGUAAUGGAGUUGACAUGCAGUAGAUCCCCAUCACAUGUACUUGACAUUCGCCGCCACCCUUCUUUCAGUGAAUCUCUUGGUCGGGACAAGUUUGUGGAAUUGACUGAAGGAAUACACAGAAAGGAUGAAUUUGAACAGGAUUGCAUGAAUAAUGGUAAUCAGUUGUCAGGAGAUGUGGCAAGCCUCAUGGAAGAGUUUGACAGAAAAGGCAGGGAAAAUGGACUUGUAUAUGGCAUGACUCACAGUACUUGUAGUAGCAGUGUUACAGAUUCAGGAGAUUUAGAAGAAGCUAGAGGCUUACGUUGCCCCCCAUCACCCUGCCUCACCAUUUCAAGUGCAUGUUCUGAAAAUGUAUCUAGAUCUCCAUUACCAUCUUUCCUCACACCUUCAUAUCAACAGAGUCAGAAUUCAAACCUUAAUACGUAUUCUGAUAAUGAUCCUCGGAUAUCUUCACCACAGUUGUGUCUCACAACACCUGUCCUUCUCACCACUGAGGCUUUAAAAGAAGCUGAAAAACUUCAGGAUUGCAAUCAAGCUUUUGAACCGAAGAGUGAUCAAAUGCCAUAUGUUUGCAGUGAAGCUGUGGCCUCUCCUUUACCUGCUUCUGCCUCUGUUCAGGGCAACUUUCUUGGAAAGUCAGCCUUGACCCUUACGUUGGGCAGUAAAGUUAGCCCCUUCUCCAACCUCCUUGCGGGUUGGCAUCAAGCCACACAUAACCGAACUCGAAACCAUUCCAAUAACGACUGUUGGCCGAUUAGAAGAGAAAAAUUUGGGAAUUUAGAGGAUGAGGCAACUUCGAAAGAAGGGUUUAGCAGUCCGAGGAGCAGUGUGUCUGGCCGUAUUCGCAACUGGAGCCAUUCCCUUAGACUUCCUAUGCUCUCCCCACUAACGGAGAGUCGCUGUAGUGACUUGGAAACACAAGGUUCAGAUGGGGAUUUCUUUACUGAGUUGAUGUUCAAUCUAGCUGAGAACGAAGAUGAGGAGGCAUCGGAUGAAGAGGACUUGGUGGUGGAUGAGGUCAUCUCUCUUUCGAUGGCUGGAGGCAGCCGACAGCGGUCGGAGUCAUUCUGCUCCAUCAUUGGUCCCUGUAUUUCUCCGGACCUUCUUCUGGAUACGAAAAAGGGUUCAGAUGGGGAUUUCUUUACUGAGUUGAUGUUCAAUCUAGCUGAGAACGAAGAUGAGGAGGGUUCAGAUGGGGAUUUCUUUACUGAGUUGAUGUUCAAUCUAGCUGAGAACGAAGAUGAGGAGGCUUCUGAAGAGUUGGGAGUUCUUCAGGAUACAAGAGGACCCACUCUGAAGACAGAAGAUCUGAUGUUGGCAGAAAGGGAAGAGCAAGAGCUGGUGUGCCCUGUUGAGGACUCAAAAGCAGGUCUUGAAGUUACUAAAUAUAUAGAACUUGAGGGAAUUAAAUCUCAAGUAAUCGAAGAGAAGGCUGUACCCGGCAACAAAAUACUGCACUUGGACGGCAAAGAUGUGAAACUUCCCGCUGGGUCUAUUGUCUUGGCCAUGGUGAACGAGUCUGGUUCCUUAGUCCCUCUGCCUCAGCUGCAGGUCACUCCACAGUCUCUCUCGUGCACGCUAAACACCACUGCACACGAAAAGGUUUUUGACGAAGAGAUUGAUAUUGAGACUGUGAUGGAAAGAACACCAGUUCUGGAGGCUGGUGACCUAGAUAGCCUUUUAGCUCAGUUUGAGGCCUCAGAAGCAGUUAACAAGCCAGGUGGCAAGUGUCUUGAGAUAGUGAAUGAAAGAAAGAACAGUGAACAGCCAAAAUCUGUAGGAUUUGUGUCAUCUGUGGAAAGUAGCAAGCGACCUGCAGCCUCGGGAAGUGUCUCGAGUAAUGCGCUGCAGGCCUCUCCUACUCAUCAAAAUAUUAAAGAUGCACUUCCUAAAGAGAUCAUAGAGAAGAUCAAAGCAUCAACUAAGCGCAAGAGUACAAAAAUGUUGUCUGAACCAUUGAUUGUUCACAAAGGACGCGGUGUCAAGCAGGUGGACAUAAACCAGCCACAUAGCAAAGCUCAUCGUGCAGCACCUCGUACUGAUACUGCUACUUCCACCACCACCACUACUCAGCAGAGCAAGACAGAUGUAUUUGUGCCCGCUCCAUUAGAUCAUGACUACUGCUGCUCACCCGAAAAACAAAAGAAAAACAUACCAAGUGAAAAUGUUAGCGUUGUAGGUGAUGGUCUAUUCAACAAACUACCAGAGUACUAUACAGCCAUUCCUAGAUGGGACACUAAGAAGCCAAGUAUAUCAUCUGACGAUGGUCAAGAUGAUGGUGGCAAGAAAGACAGUGGAGUUGAAUCUGGUGAUGUUAGUGAUGCCAGCAUUGAAACAGAGGAACGUAAGAAGGAGAGUAAAGAUUCUAUAAAUGCAUGUGAGGAAUGGAUGAACAGACAGGGGGAGGAAACCAAGACUAACUAUAAAGAUGACGUGUACAACAAGUUACCAGCUUAUAUGACCGAUAUUGGCAAUAUCAAACCCAAAGAAGAACCUGAGGGAGAUGUGAAUAGUGAUAGGGAGAAAGAAAGAGAAACAAUUGCAGCAGAUAAACCACAGGUGAAAGUAAUUAAGAGGAAGCUUAAUUUAUCAGAAUACCGUCAAAGAAUACAAAGCACACAGAGCAGUCGCUGUCCCUCGCCUGCUCAUACUGAUUUCACUCAAAAUGCCCCCAGUAGCACUCCUUUGCAAGUAUCUGAACUAGUAGGAAAAAUGGAGAAUGUAAAGACUGAAAAAAUAGAGGAAGAACGGUUGGAAGGGUCUGAAAAUAACACAAGUGGCCACGAGACGGUGGAAGAUGAAAUGGAAGAAGGGGAGUUAAAAGGAGACUCCGAACCAGAAACCACAGUUAAUCAAGACAAGGAAAAUGUUAGUACUGGAUGUGUUGAGAACCUCCCUACUGGAAUAACUCAGACUCUAAAGGAGAUUGGAAUUAAGACCCUAGAUAAAUCAAUAUCUGUUAUUACCAAACCAUCUUACAGCAACUCUACCUCCAUAAUCUAUGAUGGGCGAUGGAAAAGCACUUCCCGCACAUUUGCAAGAAGGUGGUCAUCUUCUAGCAGGAGCAGAAGUCGUAGCAGAAGUCCUGCACAGACUAAAAAGCACGGCUCAAGAAAGCACAGAUCCAGGGGCAAGAGGAGGAGAACGCGCAGAUAUUCUAAUUCAUCGCAGUCACCACACAGUUCGUCACGAAGGCGGUGGUCGAGAUCACGCUCCCGCUCUCUCUCGAGACCGAGGAGGAGGUCGUCGCCGUCCACUUGUAGCUCAUCGUGUUCCAGUUCUAGGUCGCGGUCACGCUCCAGCUCCGUCAAAACCAGAGACAGAUGGGGUUAUAGAUUUUCAAGAAGAUCCAGGUCCCAUAGUCAGUCUCGGUCUCGUUCACGAUCUCGUUCUCGUUCCUCACAUUAUAGCAGAGUCUCAAGAUCUCGAUCACCGUUAUGGGGAUCAAGGAGACGGUCACGUUCCCCACACCAUCGACUUUCUUCAAGAUCGAGGAGAAUGGAAAUGACAGACAGAGACCGACAAGUAGAGGAGCGUAGAGUAAUAUAUAUCGGGCGAAUAUCUGAGGGCACUACCAAAGCAGACCUACGUCACCGCUUCCAAAAGUUUGGAGACAUUGUGGAUAUCAGUGUACACUUUAGAGAACAUGGGGAUAAUUAUGGGUUUGUAACUUUCAAAAGUAGAGACGAAGCUUACAAUGCAGUUGAACAUGGAAAUGAUGAUUCGUCUCUUCCACGAUACGAUUUGUGUUUUGGAGGCCGGAGAGCAUUCUGCAGAGUUCAGUACUCAGACUUGGAUGCCCAGGCCAAUGAUUCCCAUUAUCUUGGAGGUCCAGCAGAAGGUCCUAUUGCAAGAAGAAAUCCAGGUUCGAGCAUGGACUUCGAUUCCCUCCUCCGAGCAGCUAUGAGUAAAAAGACACGAUGACCUUUGGGUUCUUUAGUCUUUAUCAAUGUAGAAAGAAGCAUUAGCUGACCUGUCAUGUAUAUAGACUUAUAUUUAAAAAAUUUGAAUUAUAGUUAUCAAAGUUGAAAGUGUUAGUAAUUUUUUUUUUUUUUUUGGCUCAUGGAUUUUUCCUGACAUAAUACAUUUGUUACUGUGACAAUAUUUUAAAUGGGAAUUGCUCCCUAUGGUUUUAAAUAUUUGUACAUAUCUCAAGCAAUUUUUUUUUUAAUACAUCCAGUCAUGACAUUAGCAUCAUUUGGGUUGAGAUCUAUGUAUUUUAUCACGAGUCACGAAUAAUGAUCUUUUUUGCAGAUCAUUUGUGCUUGUGAGAUAGAUCUUGGGAACCUAAGGCAAUUUUGCAGCUGUUAAACUACAUUCAGAUUUCACACUGUGAUUUGUAAUAUCAUGUGACGUUGCUAAAGAGAUCCGGAGUGGAAGGUUCAUUAAUUCAUACAAAUAACAGUGGGUACCAUACCAAGGGUCAAAUUCUGCCGGUACUAGGUGCUGGGGCAUCUUUAAAGGCUUUUUGUUCUAUGUACACGUCUUCAUUUGUACAGUUAGAAAGCAGCCCUGUGAUAACUCUGAAUCAAAGUAGUCGUCAUUAAAUGUUUCUCAAGUGAACCAGCGGAUGAUUUACUGAUACAGGUAUAAGAGCUCGGCAACAACUUUGUGAGAAGUUCUUUGGCAGCUUUGAUGCGAAAUUGUUAUUGUCAUUCAAUAUUUAGCCAAUUGGGUAAUUUACUUGUGGCUAUAUGAUUUGUCCGAUUGGUCAAUACCACUAUCAAAUCACAUUACAUUGAAUUUGACAUGACAAUGCCCUUCUCUUCCCCGAUACUAGUGCAGGUUAUCUCCUGAAGCAAGGAUGACAACUUUUAGUGUUUGGCUCUUUUAUGAGUACAGUACCUGUAUUUUUUGUUGAAUUUUACCCAUGAAUCAUUUAAGAUUUUGUUCAGCCAUAAGUGACAAGUCUGCUGAAGCAGGAUAAGUAUACUCAUUCUUUUAAUUUUUUUCAAAAUCAAAAUGGAGUUUUUAGAUAGUUUCAUUAGACUGGGUAAUUAAGGUGUUUUAGUAGGGCCCGUCUGCACUUACCAAGUGGUCCUAGGGUACUAGCUAGAAACCUGGCAUAAUGGUUAGAUUUUACGAUAACUGGUAUCAUUUCUGACAGACACUACGACUAAAUGCACACGUCUUUGGGCAGAUGCCUUAUUACGCGUGCUCUGACCAUGAGAAUUGAGACAGUCAUGAACUUGUUGGUUCAGCUUACUACUGACUUAGGAUUUCUACCCCGCCCCCCCUCCCUCCUAUUCCCCCCUGACACUAUCAUCGUAAAUAUUUUAAGACACUGGGCUACAUUUGUUGUUUUGGUUUUUAAAGUUUACAGAUGCUGCAAUAAUUCUAAUACAAUUUUAAAAAUUGUGUUGAUAGAAGGAAAAAUUUGUAUACAGUAUUUGCAAUUAGUGACAUGAGCAUAGCAGCUACCAUGUUUUUUCAGGGAAAUUUUAAGCCUUUUAGGGAACCUAAUGUUAGCCCUAUGUAGUGUUUUCUUUGAUUUUUCUAGUUAUUUUUGUAUUAAAUUUGCUGCAGAAUAUAACUGUUAGAAAAGUAGUGAUGAUAGACAAACUUGUAAUGUUAAUAAUAACAUACGUAUAUUAUAUAUAUAUUAUAUAUAUAAUAUAUAUGUGGGAUCUGCAUCGUAUUCACAUUUAUCUUGUGUGUGUCACAAGCACAAGCUUUUAGUUAGCAUCAUUUGUAGAAUGAUUUCCAGUAGACAACAGUGGAUGGGGAAGGCUGUAUUAAAAGUGGAUGGGGUUAUAGUUAUCAGCCAGUGUUUAUUUUUUACCCUUAUGAGGGGGGUAAUAGAGUAUUAAUAUAAAUGGGAGAUACAGUAUGUUUCUGGUGCUAUUAAAACGUGUAAGUGAAAUUUUGAGCAAAUGGUUAAAUUGUUUAGAAAAAAGAAACUUCUCGUGACUUGUAAGAUGGCUGCUCGGUGCCAUGUGUUUCACGCAUAGUACUUCAUAUGUUAAUAGCAACAUAAUGUGUCAACUGUAUGUUGUAAAAUCCAUUCAAAGUGGGAUGCAGGGAGUGGUGUGUGUGUGUGUGUGUGUGCUGGAUAUACUGUUUUCAUGUUGUGGAUGCUUUCCAACUUGAUUUUCUCAGGUCGUGACCUUGGAUGAUGAUGCCCGGUUGAAAAGGGCUAAAUAAGAAGAAAUAUUCGAAGUUGACUAUUGUUUGUUAAUGUCAAUUUGUUGAUAUGAGUAAGUCACUUUUAUCACUUGCACAGUGAUCAAAUUAUACUUAAAAGUUUUAAGUUGUUCAGUUUGUGUGUAAUUUUUCAAGAGUAAUAAAAGUAACAAAUUCUGUGAUGUUUUCAAAAGUAUAAAACAGUGUCUGUGUGUUAAUGUCAUCAUUUGGAUAAUAUUAUUUGGUGGGGGAGGAAGGGGUGUUUAUAGUAUGUAUUGCAAAAAAUAUUUCUGCACAUGGUUUUAUACAUUUUGAAAAUUAAAGAUUAUUAUAUGAUAUCAUCACAGAUGUGUCAAAACCUUUAGCAAAUUUUCAUCAUUAUUUGCUUUGUAGGAAUCAUAAUUGUUUUGCUGUUUGAUUGUGAAGGUUUUGGCAUAGUGGGUGGUGAUGUGCCAUAGUCUCUAUAUAUAAAAACUAUAUCAUGUAGAUUAUAGUUAUACAAGAGAACAAUGUGCGGCAAAUUAUAUAUUGUUCAUGUUUACUUUCUUACCAUAGAUCACAUUAUGGGUUAAAUUCUUAUAUCUACUGUACACUGUUGUUUAAUAUAAACGAGUAGAAAACAUUUUCUCUAAAUACUCAUUUUUGGUUUGAAGGUUUUUAAUAAAUAGGUUGUACGUGGUUCAGGUUGGCGCCUCUUGCUUGUCGUAGAUGUGAGACGUUGCUCUUUGAUGGUAGCCGAUAGUAUUUUUGUAUAAAUUAAAAAAAAAGUCCAAAAAUAAACCAAUGACAAAACCAUAAUGAUGACUAAAGACUGGCGUGUGGAAGAGUGGUUAAUGUGGGGGAUGGUGUUCAGGGAGACUUCACAAUACAUAAUGUGAAUCUGUUUUUUGUAUUUGGGCUCCCUUGAAGUUGAACAGUAAGGAGGAGCUACCCAUUCACACUUUCAUUCUUACUUUUUUCAUAACAAAUGUGAUACUGUUUGGAUGGACUGUAUAAUUUUAAGUACAUGAUGUAUAAACACUUCCACACAUUCACUGUUAGUUUCUUCAUAAAUGAUGUGAUAAGAUUGUUUGGAAGUAUAAUUUUAAGACUGGAUGAUAAGAAUAUAGUGGGGGGGGUGUCUUUCUGAAGCAUUAACCAGGACUAGCAGAACAUUGGGGGCAAUGGACUAGGUGUCCGGAAGAUCCAGAUAAGUAGAAUUUAAAUUUGCAGUGUCUGAUAAAAUUUUAAUAAUUCAACACAUUUUUAUUUGGCAUAUUACAAUUUUUUUUUUUUAGUGAUUUUUACUGUAGUAUCAAAAUAAGUGCAAAUGUGUGUUUUUAAGUGUUUACACUAAUGUAAUCUGUAACUGAAACGAUGAAAAAUAGCAAAAUGUCAAUUACAGUGGACGAAUGGAAGUGCUCGGAACAUCUAGACACGGUCAAGCCAUCCGAGCGAGAUAGUGCCUCGAGUACAGUGCAUUUUAACCUCUCGGCUAGUAAAGCCUAAUUUUAUUUAAAAUGAGUUUUUUAAUUGUUUUAACAAGCAUAUGGACUGCAUUAGAUUGCAUCAUGGCCCAUAGCCAAGAUACAGUAUAUCAAAAUUUAUUGCACACUUUUUUUCCCUCCAAUAGUGAAUAUAAUUAAAUAUAUUAGGUUCAUUUUAAUGGUCAAAAUGUUUCUUCCCCCAACUAAGCCUUGUUGUGUGGUUCUGGCUAAGUUUGAGAUUAUAUAUAUAUAUAUAUAUAUAUAUAUAUAUAUAUAUAUAUAUAUAUAUAUAUAUAUAUAUAUAUAUAUAUAAAUAAUAUGUAAUUUAUUUUAUUCUUAUUCACAUUGUAUAGUACAUACAUUGUGGAGUCUCGCUUUUCUGUGCUGCCGUAUUUGGGACUUGACUCGUUCCAUUAAAUCAUGGAUUUUGUAAUAUUUUGCUAUUUCUUACCAAUUUAUUUUUAUGUAAAUGGUAGCAAACAUCUUUGAUAAUGUAAACACAAAUAAAUGAAAAGGAUUUUUAAUAUAAAAUCAAAUCAAAUGUACUGAAUAUUUUGUUCAUGCCUUUUUGUGAAUUUGUCGUAACCAAGUGUGGAACAUGUCUCUGGUCUUUAUACCUCGUAUGCCUUUGACGGCACUCGUGUAUUUUUAGAUCUCGUAUUGGCAUCCCAAGUGAUAUUUAGGAAAUUUGUAAAUGUCUCCAUGACACAGUGCUAAGUAGU